Toxoplasma gondii ME49 is the source of this 2898-nucleotide messenger RNA. RefSeq lists its product as hypothetical. The transcript has a single exon. Lineage: Eukaryota; Apicomplexa; Conoidasida; Eucoccidiorida; Sarcocystidae. The coding region runs from base 1 to 2898 and encodes 965 amino acids. The record is from RefSeq and is a predicted model, not a curated record.
AUGUCUCCGAACACUACUUCGCUCCCACAACAGGGAGCUCUCCUUGCCGGAGUCGCCGCCGCAGGCCCCGCCCCGGGACUUGGCCGGUCUGUGGUCUCCGCGGGGUCGACUUCUCGGCGGACUGCUAGUGCGUCGUCUUUCCUGUCUCAACGUCUCGGCGAGUCCUUCCGGUUUCUGCCGCAGUCUUCGGCCGCGGCGACGUCGAAGCGCACGCGCCAAUUCCUCCAAACCCUUGCUUCUUCCUCUUCCUUGGCUUCUCAUGAGGGUCAGGCAGCGCUCACGAGUGCAGCCGACUCGAAGGCCGCGGUGCUCAGCGGCGUCAGCGCCUCCUCCCUUCGAUCUGAGACAUGUGCUGUGUCCGACGUUCGCGCGGCGAAGCAACAGAAGCUGGUCUCGCGCCCGUGUGUAGCUCCAGUCCAGGCGAAUUCGCAGGGUGCGGGUGACGUUUUCCCCUCCUCUGCAUUCGCUUUUGGGUCCAACGGGCCUCUUGGCCCCCAGCCAGAGAAAAUCACGCCUCCGCCUCUCUCGUUCGUGCCGAGCGUCUCGCGCGGUCGAACUCAACAGGCUGGAGGCGCCCCAGACAGCUCUUUCGGCGUCUCCAAGAGUGUCCUGAGUCUGACUUCGAGGAAUGUCCCCGCGGCGACUCGCGGUUCUUCUCCGUCGCCAGCUGCGGCGCUUCUGGCGACCGUGAAGCCGGCGGACAGCGAGAAGAAGGGACUGGAGCCAGCCGACGUCCAGACAGAGAACAAGGCGCCGAACACGGCGGAGGCGCCUCAUGCUCUGGCCGCCCCGCUCCGCACGAGGAGCGAAGGCGCGUGCAUGGGUCCGAAGGCGACAGGGCCGCUGCCUGCGCGUCUCGACUUUUUGAAUCUAGUGGACUGUUGCCGGCUGGUCAUGUGCGACACAGCAGACGCGUUCGGCGAGGACUUUGGAGUCGACAACACCCACAACUCGCGCCUUGCCCAGUUCAGCUACGACCAGGCGGCGUACAAGGCCGACAAGGCGCACCCUGCGACCGACUACACGGCGACGAGCAAGCGGAUCUCGCCGGAGACCCGCGACUCGCUCAUGUGCAUCCUGAACCAAGUGGCGGCCCAUCUGACUCAGAAUUCAUCGGCUUCGAACGAGUCCCAAAAGCCUGACAGCAAGAAGACGACACCGGGCUCGGAUCCUCUCAGCCCGCGAGCCGCCGCGACGGUCGCAAUCGCGAUUCAGCUCUUCGACCGCUUCAUGCAUGUCGUACACCAGAAUGACUUGCAGUACGGCUUGAGCGCAGAGCACCGCAUGCACCCGCUGCACGGGUUGAGCGCGCUGGCGGGGAGCAGCCAGAGGGGCGGCGCAAUGAUGAACACUCUGCUGCUGAACCAGCUGAUAGCGAUCACCUGCUUCUGCUUCGCGGACAGAGUCGAGGCUAUCCACGCGUACGACUACUCCGCAGUCCUGGAAGCCUGGAAGCAGCAAGCCACUGGACUGCUGCGCCAGAGUUGGACCUCGUCUCUGCUCUCCGCGACGGUCUUGAAGCAGAAGUUGAUGCAAAUCGAACGGAAAAUCAUUUCCCACGUGCCCCCCGCAGGAAACGUGUCUGUGACUCCGAUUUCCGAACUAACAGAGGCGCUCCUCAACGUUGCGGUCCAGUUCGCCCACGUGAACGAGCGCCAACGGCGGCCGCCAUUGGUUCUCGACACCAGGACACCGCGGCGCGAGGACUGUGAGGGCAGCCACGACAGUCAGGAGGCGGAACUCGCGAGUCCGGGCCGCGUCCAGAGUGGGGCCUCACUGUCCAAGUUUUCGCCUCUCGAUCCCAGACGCCGAGCGUCGGUCAGCGGCGAGGUCGGGCGGGAGUCCGAGGCGAAGAAGGACCCCCACCGACUCUCGCUUUCCGGGCGUGAGACGGCUGCGUCGUCGCGUCGCUGCUCCGCGGUGUCUCUAUGCGGAGACGCCGAGGGCGGAGACGAGGCAAGCGCGACGAGGAGUCUAUCUCCGUCGUCGCCCUUCGCCCUGCGCCUGCGCAUCAGCGGGAGCAACGAGCCGGACAUGGCGCGCCUGAUUGCGCAAUUGCUGGUACGUUUGGGCCAACUGGACCGCCGCAUUUGUCUCGGCUUCAAGCCCUCGAUUGUGGCGUCGGCCGCCUGUCAAAUCGCGCUCCUUCCCCAGCUCUCCGCGACCGAAAUCUCUCCGCUGUCGCCCGCGGGUCGCCUCGCCGCCACGCGCGCCUUCAUCGCCUCCGGGGCCUCCACGGGCUGCCGGCUGGUCCGUCGCUGUCAGUCUAUGCUGUUGCACAAGUGGCUGAAGGUCCGCAACGCGAUGGACACGCUGCUGUCUUCCUCCGGGUACUCGGGUGCGGGUCUGUCGUCCCAGGGCCUGAAGAGCGCGGCUACGGGUCUCUCCGGCAGCGGAUGCAGCUUGCCUGACCGCAUGGCGGCCGAGUGGGUGCUCUCUCGCCUGACGCUUCCCUCACACAAAAAGGUCCUUGAGCUCCUCCAGUUCCACGCCGAAAUUUGGGCCGAGUGCGCAGCCGCGAACUUGAAGGCGAAGGCCCUCGCGGUCGGCGCACCGGCGACCUUCAUCGAAGCCGUGACGGGCGCGAUGGGGGCGAAAAACGCGCGACGCGGCCGAGAGGAAAGAGAUGAGCGGGACGAAGAGGCCCUAGGAGAGCGACGCCGCACGCGGAGCCUCCAGGCCCGCACAUGUGGCAGAGACCCCGCACGAGGCCCCGAGGAGCGAGCGCUGCCGCCCAGGGCCCCGGGUCUCUCGACGAGCCUUGGCUUAUACGCGAUCACAGCGCUCCAGAAGGAGCUGAAACGCGCCGAGAGAGCUUCGAUCGAGGGCCGGCGGAUGCGGAACGUCUCUCCGGAGCCAGAGAAGAACGCGAACCAGGAAAAUCGAGAAAAUUUAUAG